Megalops cyprinoides (Indo-Pacific tarpon) is the source of this 13553-nucleotide messenger RNA. RefSeq names its product vacuolar protein sorting 13 homolog D (gene vps13d). Gene Ontology annotation, biological process: protein retention in Golgi apparatus; protein targeting to vacuole; mitochondrion organization. The record is from RefSeq and is a predicted model, not a curated record. Gene Ontology annotation, molecular function: protein binding. Gene Ontology annotation, cellular component: extrinsic component of membrane. The transcript is spliced from 69 exons. Lineage: Eukaryota; Metazoa; Chordata; Actinopteri; Elopiformes; Megalopidae. Bases 1 to 13221 code for a protein of 4406 amino acids.
AUGUUGGAAGGUCUUGUUGCCUGGGUACUCAACACCUAUUUGGGGAAAUAUGUCAGCAAUCUUAAUACAGACCAGCUUUCCAUUGCUCUUCUCAAAGGGGCAGUGGAGCUGGAGAACCUUCCUCUCCGACAGGAUGCACUGCGAGAGUUUGACCUCCCCUUUGAAGUCAAAGCGGGCUUCAUUGGGAAGAUCACCCUCCAGAUCCCGUUCUACCGGCCGCACAGCGACCCCUGGGUCAUCUCCAUGUCCCAGCUGAACCUGAUCAUCGGGCCCGCCCGUCUCCAGGAGUACGAUGAGCAGCGGGAAAGGGAGGCGGAGCAAGAGCGCAAAAGACAGCUGCUGCAGGCGCUGGAGGACAAGUGGAAGAGUGAGUGUGAACAGAAAGGCGAGUCUUACUGGUACUCUGUAACUGCUUCUGUAGUUACCAGAAUAGUGGAAAACAUCGAGCUGAAGAUUCAAGGGGUUCACUUGCGAUUUGAAGACAACUUCUCCACUCCUGAAAAGCCAUUUUCCUUCGGCGUGUGCAUUAAGAACGUGUCUGCACAGAAUGCUUCCAAAGAACCGGCAGAGAAGCUCCUGAGGCAGAAGCAGCUAGAGAUAGAGGAGUUCAGUGUGUACUGGGACACGGAGUGUUGCGUGCUGGGAGAUCUCCCCACAGCUGAGAUCCAGGAGGCCAUGACGAAAUGCAUGCAAAGCCGAGAACACCAAUACAUCUUUGAGCCUGUGUGUGCCUCUGUGCUGCUCCGGAGGAACGCCUCCAAAGAACCCCUGAGGUCCCGCCACACCCCACGAAUUGGUGGCCAGGUGCAGCUGGAGCCCCUGUCUCUGCGCCUGUCACAGGUCCAGUACCAGCAGAUCAUGGCCUUCCUCAAAGAGUUGGACCGCAGGGAGAGAGAGAUGCUGUUUCGCAAAUGGAGGCCCAAAGUCCCUGUGUCUGGAAACUGCCGGCAGUGGUGGAUGUUCGCCAUCAAUGCCAACCUGAGUGAGAUCCGGGACCAGCGGAUGAGGGGGAACUGGGAUUUCGCCCUGCAGCGGGCCCGGGACGCCCAGCUAUACACACACCUCUACUUCCAAAGGCUAAAGGGGUUACCCCUCAGUGCACAGGAGAAGGCUGAGCUGGAGAGAGUGGAGGACGAGCAGGACCUUGAGGAGCUGAAGAGCCUAAGGGAGAUUGUCCAUGACCGCUUCCGCAAGCAGGAGGAAAUCGCAGAGAGUGUGAGAGAUGCUAUAUCGGAUCCAGCUUUGUCCUCACCGUCCCGCUCCAUCCCCAAGAGUGGCAGCUCUGGCAUGAUCCAGUACCUGCAGUCCUGGUUCCCUGGCUGGGGUGGCUGGUACGGGGAAUCCCAGGACCCAGAGACGGGCGUCGACGGGCAGACAAUGUCCGCAGAUGAGCUGCUGCCUGGCCAGGGCUCCUGGGACAUACUGGCUGACACCGAGGAUCUCUUUGACCCUUUGGAGGACUCCCAGACUCUGAAUACCUUCACCAGACGGGACCAUCUCUUUGCCCGGCUGGACUUCCUGUUGGAGAAGGGGGCCGUCACUCUUUUCCACCAGGACAAGAAGGGCAGCACACCCCACGAGAGCGGUGUCAUCCAGCUGGAGUUCUCAGGGGUGAAAGUUGGGGUGGAGUCCCUCCCUCGCUCUGAGUCCUCGCUGUUCUCCGUGAAGCUGGGGGGACUGUUUCUGAGAGACCUCACGACCCAGGGGACCAUCUUCCCCUACCUUGUCUCCCCCAAACCAGACAAAGUGGCCGUGGCCAUUAAUCAGUCUUUUGGACAGCCCAGUGGCUCAGAAGCCACAAACUCAGCUGCCAAUAUGGAGACGUCGGCACCCCCUGUCUUCGAGAUGAUAUACGAACGCAACCCAGCUCGGAGUAAAUUUGAGAGGCGUCUGGAGGUCAAUACCAGCCCUCUCAAUAUCAUCUACAACCCCCAGGCGAUAAAGAAAGUUGCUGACUUCUUCUACAAGGGCAGGGUCCACACCUCAGGGUUUGGAUACCAGUCAGAGCUGGAGCUCAGGGUGGCGGAGGCAGCCAGGAGGCAGUACAACAAGCUGAAGAUGCAGACUAAGGCAGAGAUCCGGCAGACUAUCGACCAGCUGCUCGUGGGAGAGUUCAUUGAGAACAGCAAGCGUUGGACGAUGAAGCUGGACAUCUGUGCUCCUCAGGUGAUCUUUCCUGAUGACUUCCAGACAGAGGACCCCAUGCUUGUGGUCGUGGAUCUGGGGCGCAUUCUCCUCACCAACUCCCAGGAGGACCUCAAAACAAAGUCAAAGACUGCUCCAACGGAAGGGGAGGAGUUUAGUGAUGAUGAGUACCAGACUCCGCUGGCUACUCCCCCAGGUUCUCCCCACCCUGAACCAGAGAUGGAGCUCAAGGAUCAAGGGAAGAGCCCUGAGCUGCCGAGCCUGAAGCUGGCAGAGGGCGCACAGUCCUACUGCCGAAACCUGUACGAGAAGUACUCCCUCUCCUUCAAUGAUCUGCAGAUCAUGGUGGGCCGUUACAAGGACAACUGGAAGCACCUGCAGGAGAGUGAGGUGGGGCCCACCCACGUGGUGGAGAAGUUCAACGUGCUCCUGCAGCUGGAGCAGAGGCUCCGCUACACCUCCGACCCCCAGCUGCCUGGAGCCGUACUCUCCGGCACCCUCCCGGACCUGAAAGUCCACAUCAACCUGGAGAAGAUGACGGCCCUGAGGAGCUGCCUGGCUCGUCUGAACAGCCCGGGGGCGGAAGAGGACAGUGACCCACGGAAGGGGGAGGGUGCCAAGUCCCCUGACCCUCUGACACUGCGCCACGAGAAGAUCUUCCAGAGGGAGGACAGCCAGUGGAAGCUGCAGGGAUCGACUAAAAAUCUCACCCAGAGUGUGCAGACUCUAGAGCAGCACACUCGGGAGGUCCUGGUGGAGUCGCGGCUCCUCCUCGCCGAGUUCAACAUCAACUACAUGCAGCUGGGGGUGGAGAGUGGGGGUCGCUACAUAUCGGUACUCAAAGUGUUCGGCACCAACGCCCACUUUGUCAAGCGGCCCUACGAUGCGGAGGUCUCCCUCACUGUCCACGGCCUGCUCCUGGUGGACACGCUGCAGACAUAUGGCUCUGACUUUGACCUCUUAGUGGCCUCUCACAAGCAUUUGAGCUUCGAUGUGCCAACGGGCAGCCUCCGUGAGAGCCAGCCCACUUCCCCCGUCUCCCCUGACCACAAGCCUCCAGAGAUGUCAGAUUUGCGUGGAGAAACACCCCCAGGGUUGCCUUUUGAAAAAGUCUCUCCGUAUAGCUCUUUUCUCAAAGACCAGGAGGCCCUCAUCAAACUGGAAUACCAGUUUGUUAGCUCUGACUGUCCAUCGAUGAACCUGGACAGCUCCCUCCAAGUGACCUCCAUGCAGGUCAAUAACCUGGACAUAAUCUUAAACCCAGAAACAAUGGUAGAGCUUCUCAAAUUCCUCCAAAAGUCGUUCCCUAAAGAGGAAAGCACUUGGACUCCCUCAAGCCAGCAGCUGUCCCUUCAGCCUGAUGUGGAUGGUCAAGAGGAAACCUACCAGUCAACAUAUGACCAGAACACAGAGGUCACUGUGGAGAUCCACAGACUGAAUCUGCUCCUGUUGCGCACUGUUGCGACCGGCACUGUUUUGGGGGGAGAAAAGAAAGGCAUGAAGAUUGCCACAGCCAGUAUUAAUGGCACCAAGGUCAAUGUCUCCAUGGGAGGCCGGCUGGAUGUCAAUGGCUCCCUCGGGUGCCUCCAGCUGGUGGACCUGACUCAGGAGGGCCUGAAAAGCCAGUUUGUGGUCAGCAUCGGGAAUGUGGAAGACCUUCCCACAGCCGGAAGUAUGGCCUUCUUCUCAGACACUGCAGGAACACCCUCUGAAGCUCUGAGCUUCCACCUCCUGGAGAAGUCCCAGGGCGAGUGCUCUCUGCAGCUGCAGAUGGCCUCCUUGCAUUACAACCAUUCAGCCAAGUUUCUCAAAGAGCUCAGCCUCUCCGCCAACGAGGUGGAGGACAACUUCCGCUCCAUGCUGAAGACUGCAGCCACCAAAGUUUCCACCGUGCUCGCCAACAAGACGGCGGAGUAUAGCGGCAUGGUGUCGCUCUUCGAGACUCCGCCCAGGAGGUCGAGGACGCAGAGCCAGAGUCACUGGACUUACCCCUUCGAAGAUGAGGAGGAUCUAGUCGUCACUGAACAGGAACCCAGCUUAGACUCCUUUAUGGUCAAACUCACUCUAAAUAUCAGCAUUGACUCUCCUGUGGUUUCCAUCCCUCGAAAGCCAGGUCAUCCUGAGCUUCUGGUGGGCCAUUUAGGGAGCAUAACGAUUCAAAACUUUGUGGCUGGCCAGAACAGCUCAGAGAGAGAGAAGCUGCAGGUGGAGGUGAAAGACAUUCGGCUGUACUCCCUCAACACUAGUUAUUUGGUCCAGCGCAAGGCCACUCGGUCAGACUCUACCUCUUCCUCAAAGUUCUCGCCCUCCCACAACGGGAGUGUCAGUCAGGACGAACUGCAGUUCACUCGCCAUGACUUCUUUGAAUCCCUGAGCCGUGGCAAAGCCUUUCACAUCCUGAAGGACACCACUAUCCAGUUCACCGUGGAAAAGGUCCCACUUGAUGAAGACACCCAGUUCACCUUUCUCACGUGUGAUGAGCCUUUUCACAGCUCAGGGCUACUGAGAGUGGAGGGCAAGUUUGUCAACCCUGUGCAGGUGUUUCUGGCUAAGUCUGUGUAUGAGCAGGUGCUGCAGACCUUGGACAAUCUUUCUUUCAUUGACGAGCAGCGGGCGACGCCCAGCCAGCCCCCAACCCCACCUCCUCCCACCCCCUCCUCCACUAAACCCCACCGCUUCCCAGACCCGCAGGGUGGACUGUUUGCACGUGACCCUCCCCUCUCAGGGCUGUCCUAUGCCUCCCUGUCCUCUUCCCUCUCCACCCCCAUGCCCCUGCAGGCCCACAGCCCCCCGCCCCAGCCCCCCUCUUUCACCCAGGUACGAGCUAAUUUCCGCGUGGCGGAGCUCCAGGUGCACCUGAGUGCCGACCUGAGCCAGGGCUCGCAGGGGCUGGUCAGCCUAUGCUUCCAGGACCUGGAGGGGGACUUCUCCAAAGACCACCCCCACUCCUUGGCCGUCCAGCUCACCCUCCGCUCCCUGCUGAUGGAGGACCUCCUGGAGCCCAAUCCCGACUCCAAAUACAAGCACCUUAUGGUGUCCCGGGGUGCUCCCAAGCCCUCCACCUUCAGCCCCAAGGAGUACCUCUCUCAGUCUUGCCCGUCCCCCUCCAAUGCACAAUUCCCCGAGAUGCCCCGCUCCCUCCCCGCCCAAAUGGAGGAGGCGCAGAACGUCUUCCAGUUCUACCAGAGGCACCCCAGCACAUCAGCGGCGGCAGCCCGAAAGAGCAAGAAGGACCCAGAGUGCCCCAGCACCCCGCCACCCUCCCCCACUCGCAACACCCCAUCCCCACACCCUGGCCCGGACUUUGAUGAUUCCCUAGUCCACAUCAACGUCCUCCUGGUGGACCGGCGCCACCCAGAGUUCAGGAGCCGUUACGGCAGUGUGGGCCGCAGUGUGGAUGUGGACUUCAACUGCCUAGACGUCCUCAUCACCCUGCAGACCUGGGUGGUUAUCCUGGACUUCUUCGGCAUCGGCUCCACUGCCAACAACCACGCGGUGCGAGUGCCCUCCGCCUCCCCCCAGCCUAUGCCUGGACACCCGCUGCCGUACCCCGACUCAGACGACCUCUACUCUGAGAACAGUGAGGAGGAACCCCCAGAGGCAGUCAACACCAAGCUUGACCUAAAGGUCCAUUCCCUGACUCUUAUUCUCAAUAAGAAAACCAACGAGCUUGCUAAGGCCAGUGUUUCCAAACUGGCUGCCCACUUAGAACUGAUUGAGCGAGACCUGGCUCUGCAAGGCAGUCUGGGUAGCCUGUCUCUCAGUGAUCUGACCCCACACGGUGACCUCUACAGGGAGCGCUUCACCACACGGGGUGGAGAGGCCCUGGUCUUCAACAUCCACAAAUACGGUGAAGCAGAUCCUUUUCUGGAGCGUGACUACGAUAUGAAGGUGUCACUGCAAAUGGCAUCGGUGCAGUAUGUCCACACCCAGCGCUUCCAGGCCGAGGUGGUGGCCUUCAUCCAGCACUUCACCCAGCUGCAGGACGUGCUGGGGAGGCAGAGGGCCGCGGUGGAGGGCCAGGCUGUGCGCGAGCGUCCACAGCGGGCCUCCCGCGUGCUGCUGGACAUCGAGGCGGGCGCCCCGGUACUCCUGAUCCCCGAGAGCUCCCGCUCGCCGCGCCUCAUCGUGGCCAACCUUGGCCAGCUGCGCGUCCGCAACCGCUUCCUGCCCGCCGGCUCGCGCGGCACCUUCUCCCUUAGAGACAAGGACCGUGUGAAGAACACAUCAUCUGCAGAGUCAGGGAAAGAAGAGGGCGUGUUGGGGAAGGCCGAAGCAGGGGCCUCGGGUAGUACAACUUCCGGCUUCAAGCUAGGCCGGCCCCAGCCUGCUAUGGGGAGCAUUCCUGAGGCGGACGUACCUCUUAGCCCUGAUGGAUAUGUGUGUCUGCUGGACUGCAUCACCCUGGACCUGCAAGAGAUGGACAUAUUCGCCGCGGAGCGUCUGCCGUGCGAGCCGUGGGACAAACCCACCACGCAGCCGGACACAGACCUGCUCUUCCCCUCCUACUCGGUGCGCCGUACAGGGGGCAACCUGCUGAAGGAGCGCUGUCGGCUCAAGCUCAAGGUGGAGAGGAACCUGGACAAGGAGCUGAGCCACGCCAUACCGGACAUGACCAUCCAUGGGAGCUUGUCCUCAGUGCACUGCUCUCUGGAUCUGGACCGGUACCGGCUGAUCCGCGGGCUCCUGGAGAACAACCUGGGCGAGCCUGUGGAGGAGUUCCUCAGGCCCUACAACCUGCAGGACCCCAGCACCUAUACGGUGUUGAGUGGUGAUGUCUUCACCUGCCUCUCCUUCCUUGUUGACAUGAUGAACGUCAGUUUGGAGCUGCACGACACGCCCAAAUCCACAGGCCAGAAGCGCUCUUUGGCCAGGUUUGACUUCAUGAAAUCAAAGCUGCUGUUUGAGAGUUUCUCCAACGGUUCCAAGUCUGUGAACCUGGUGUCUCACUCCCUCCUGGCGUACGACACCCGCUACACUGGACCCGGGUCCAGCGCUGAGGGCAAGCGGAAUGCGUUCGACUGCAUCCUGCAGCCCUCCAGAACCGGCACCAACCGGGCCUCCCUCCAGCUGGAGCUUCACUACCGAUCAACCAGAGACUCCUCCUGCUUCACAGUGGUCCUCAACAACCUGCGCGUCUUCCUCAUCUUCGAUUGGCUGCAGCUGGUGCGGGACUUCCUGAAAAUGCCCACGGAGAAGGGCGCGGCCCCACCCAGGCAGCGCUGGCCAAGCGGGAGCAGUGACCCCGGCGCCACGGCUGCCGUCAAGCCCAAGACCGUCAAGAGCGGGGUGGUGACCAAGAGGUCCACUGUGCCAGUCACUCAGGACAGACACCUGGAGGUUAAGAUCAACGUGACCGGGACGGAGUUCGUAGUGGUGGAAGACUCGUCCUCCCUGGAUACCAAUGCCAUCAUCCUGAAAGGCACUACAGUGCUAACCUACAAGCCACGCCUCCUAGACCGCCCUUUUUCUGGCAGCCUGGCUGGCAUUGAGGUGUUCUCUUGCCGGCUGGGCAGCGAACAGGAGACAGCCUUGUCCAUCAUCGACCCCGUCAAUGUUCAGGUGGAGCUCUGUGGAAGCCCCACCUACCAGAGCAGCUCCGGUCUCUUGGACGCCUUCAACAUGGAAGACUUUCCCCCGCUACUGGAGAUCCAGUUCCCUGCCCUGGAUAUCCGUCUCUCCUACAACGAUGUCCAGCUCUUCCUGGCUAUUGCCAAGUCCAUCCCCACAUCUGGCUCCUUGAGUCAAAGCGAUGCCGCGGCCACAGAGACAGGCACAUCCUCAGCCGGCUCUGACCCCACCACCAGUCAAAAGGACCUCUUCAGGCAUAAGACAGAAGCUCUGUUAGAGAGCCAGCUGUCGAGGCUACAGGACCUGGGCUUCAGAAAGGAGGACUGCAAACGGGCCCUCGUCCAGUGUAAAGGACAACUGGAUCAGGCUGCUACAUGGCUGCUGGAGAAUGCCGAAGCAAUGACAUUACACUCUGGGGGCGGGGCUGACUCUGGGUCAGCCAGUCACUCUUCGCCACCCCUGUCAGGAGUGGAAGUCAAAGCGGAGAGUGUGUGCAUCUGCUUCAUUGAUGACUGCCUGGACUGUGACGUCCCGCUGGCCGAGCUCACCUUUUCUCGGCUAUACGUUUUGCAGCGCAUUGGAUCUACACAGGAGGGCAAUGCCAGUUUCACACUCUCUGGAGAUUACUACAAUAGAGAACUUUCAGGUUGGGAGCCUUUCAUUGAACCCUGGCCCUGUUUCCUUACCUGGCAGCAGCAGGCCGCAGGACGCCUCCACCCGCCACGCCUCAAAAUGGGGGUCCGAGCCAAGCAGAGACUGGACAUCAACAUCACCUCUGUCUUGCUAGAGCAAUACAGCACCACCAAGAGCUCCUGGCUGGCUGAUUACUGUAAGGAGAAAGUGGAGGAGCAGCCCACCCAAUCGGCCGCUGCUCUGUCCUGGAUGGGAUCCUCUGUGGACCCGCCCAACUUUGGCCAGAGUCUCCCUCUCUCCUGCCUUAGAACUAGGAGCACUGCCAGCUUGACUUGCCUUGAGCAGCAGAUUCAUGCCAGAGCGGACGUGAAGCUGUCCAAGAGAAGGCAGCCCUUCAUACCCUAUGCCCUGCGGAACCACACCGGCUGCACCAUGUGGUUCGCCACCCUCACCACCACGCCCACCAGGGUGGCGCUGUCCCACAGCGGGAGUGCCGACUCCAUUUCUGACACGCACGGGCCCGGCACGGACGACACCCACAAUGUCAGCCAAUGGAGAGAGGUGCUUCCCGGGGAGGAGAUUCCGUUUGAGUUUGAAGCUCGUGAGAAACUGAGGCACAGACACACCCAUGAGCUGAAGCUCCACCAGCUGCUGGUCCGGGUCGGGGGCUGGGAGCAGGUGAAGCCUGUCUCGGUGGACAAAGUGGGAGUGUUCUUCCGCUAUGCCGCCCCCGACCGCAAUAACCCCUCCAACACGGUUGGCAGCCCAAUCAGCAGAACCAAUAUCAUCCACCCCCACGUUUAUUUCUCCGCUCUUCCUCCUGUGAGAGUGGUCUUCGCCAUUACCAUGGAGGGCAGCGCCCGCAAGGUCAUCACAGUGCGCUCCGCCCUCAUGGUCAAGAACCGGCUGGAGGUUCCCAUGGAGAUACGCCUGGACAGCCCGUCAGCUCCAGACAAGCCGGUGGUCUUGCCCCCCAUCCUGCCAGGAGAGGCACUGGCUGUGCCCCUGCACCUCACAUCCUGGAGGCUGCAGGCCCGCCCCAAAGGCCUGGGCCUGUUCUUCUGCAAGGUGCCCAUCCACUGGACCAGCGUGGAGAAGCCGGGCGAGGUCAACAGCAGCAAGCGGGAGUGCCAGUCCACUGACUUCGAUGACACCCUCAGACGCAGUUUCAGAUUUUGCGUGGUGAUAAAGAAGGAGAACUACCCAGACCAGCAGCCUGCCAAGACUGUGUCGGGGGGUGCCAAGCAGAUAUACCGCCAACCGGGUCACACCAUCUACCUGCUGCCCACCUUAGUGCUGGCCAACCUGCUGCCGUGUGACCUCAACUACUACAUCAAGGGCACCUCGAUCAAGGGCUCCAUGAAGCCUGGCAAGGAGGCCGUGCUGCACGCGGCAGACACGUCUCAGAACAUGGAGCUGGGGGUGCUGCUGGAGAACUUCCCUGUGUGUAAAGAGCUGCUCAUCCCUCCGGGGACUCAGAAUUAUGUUGUGCGCAUGCGACUCUACGACACCAACAAGCGCCUGCUGUGUCUCACCAUCCGCAUCGUCCUCCGAGCUCAGGGGGCGCUCAAGAUCCUCAUCUCUGCCUCCUACUGGCUCAUCAACAAAACCGGGCUGCCGCUGAUAUUCCGUCAGGACAAUGGGAAGACGGACGCUGCUGGGCAGUUUGAGGAGCACGAGAUGGCCAGGAGCCUCAGCCCCCUCCUCUUCUGUUACACGGACAAAGAGCAGCCCAACAUGUGCACAAUGCGGAUUGGGAAGGGGAUUCAUCCGGACGGAGUCCCGGGGUGGUGCCAGGGUUUCUCUCUGGAUGGGGGCAGUGGGGUGAGAGCAGUCAAGGUCAUCCAGCAUGGGAACAGGCCGGGACUCAUCUACAACAUAGGCAUCAACGUGCGGAAGGGGAAGGGUCGCUAUCGGGACACCCACAUUGUGACCUUUGCCCCCCGCUAUCUCCUGGACAACCGGUCUUCCCACAAACUGGCUUUUUCACAACGGGAGUUUGCCAGAGGAAAGGGCACAGUGAACCCGGAGGGCUACAUCUCCACCCUGCCCGGCUCCAGCGUAGUCUUCCACUGGCCCAGGAACGACUACGACCAGCUGCUGUGUGUUCGCCUCAUGGACAUCCCCAACUGCACCUGGUCAGGGGGUUUCGAGGUCAACAAGCCCAAGUCCUUCCACGUCAACAUGAGGGACACUCUGGGGAACUGCUUCUUCCUGCGUGCCGAGAUUGCCCUGAAGGGGGCGACGUACCAGAUCUCCUUCUGCGACACGGACCAGCUGCCCCCGCCGUUCCGCAUCGACAACAUUUCAGAGGUUCCCAUUCAGUUCUGGCAGCACGGUGUGGCGGACAUGCGCCUGCACACGGAGGUGAAGGCGGGGUCAGUGCUGGACUACGCCUGUGACGAGCCCACCCAGCCUCCUUACCUCGUCCUCACGGUCAAGGGGGCGGGGUCCUCCGAGGUCACUUCCGACAUGAACUUCUUCAGGGAGUACAACAAGCUGUACUACGAGAACUUCAUCUACAUCGCCGCCACCCACACCUUUUCGCAGGACGCUGGGAAGUGGCCGGUGGGCAAAAAACGGGCCGUGAGCUGCGCGGAGCUGGUGCUGGAUGUGGAGACGAAGACUCAGAGAGUCAUCCUCAAGAAGAAGGAACCGGGCAAGCGCUCUCAGCUGUGGAGAAUGACGGGUACAGGAAUGCUCUGCCACGAGGGCUCUUCCCCGCCACAGAGCAAGCCCGCCCAGCCACGCCCCCUCAAUUCCUCCCUUGUCCUGGACAUUGCGGGAUUAGCGGCUGUCACUGACAACAGCUAUGAGCCCCUCAUGCUGAGGAGGCCGGACCCCCGCCGCAGCACCACCCAGACGUGGCACUUCAGCUCCGGCAUGCUGACCUGCGGCCUGCCCAGGCUGGUGGUGCAGGUGAAGGGCGGGGUGUCGGGUCUGUAUGACGGGGCGGAGGUGGUUCUGGGGCCAGACUCCGGCCUACUGGACCUGCCUCCAGAGCAACAGUUCAUCAAUCAGAAGAUGCGUCCCGGGUCGGGGGUUCUGUCGGUCCAGGUUCUGCCUGAUGGGCCCACUCGGGUCCUACAGAUCAGCGACUUCAACCAGCGGCGAAUAAAUCGCACCUCUCCCAGCACUGAAGAGGACAAGGAGAACAAACAGAGGAAGGUCCCAGAAGAGGAGCUGGAGGUGGUAGUGAGCCUGGAGGAGGGUGUUGGGCUCUCUUUGGUCAACAAGCUGCCAGAGGAGCUGGUAUUCACCACACUGUCAGGCAUUGAUGUCCACUUCACACGAACCGCUGCCAACGAGGUGCUGGAGCUCAGCAUACAGAACAUCCAGGUGGAUAACCAACUGCUGGGCACCACCCAGCCAGUAAUGCUGUGCGUGACGCCCAGCUCCAGCGAGAGCAGCAACAUGGACACAGGCCCUGCCCUGCAGGUGAAUGCUGUCAAGGUUCCCAGCAGUCUCAUGCUGACUGACCUCUUCAAGCACCUGAUGGUCACAGCCCGACGGUUCACGGUCAUCAUCGAGGAGAAACUCCUGCUCAAGCUCCUCAGCUUCUUCGGUUACGGCCAGUCAGAGGCAGAGCUGGAGAAGCUGGAUGAAAACCUGUAUGAGAAGUCGAGUGAGGAUGCAGGGACACCAAAGCGAUAUUACUUUGAGAACCUAAAGAUCAGUCUUCCCCAGGUCAAACUGAGUGUCUUCACCUCUCACAAACUCCCUCCUGACCUCAAGGCCCUGAAAGGCACGCUGGGAAUCCCACUGAUUAGGUUUGAGGAUGCUGUCAUUAACAUGUACCCGUACACACGGGUCCACCCAUACGAGACCCAGGAGAUCAUUGUCAACGACGUCCUCAAGCACUUCAGAGAGGAGCUCAUCAGCCAGGCUGCUCAGAUCCUGGGCUCCGUGGACUUCCUGGGGAACCCCAUGGGGUUGCUGAACGACGUCACCGAGGGCGUGUCCGAGCUCAUCAAGUAUGGCAACGUGGGCGGCCUCAUCCGCAAUGUCACCCACGGUGUCUCCAACUCGGCUGCCAAGUUUGCAGGAACCCUUUCAGACGGGCUGGGAAAAACCAUGGACAACCGCCACCAGAGCGAGAGAGAGUACAUCCGUUACCAUGGAGCCACCAGCGGGGAGCACCUGGUGGCUGGGAUCCACGGACUCGCACAUGGCAUCAUCGGCGGCCUGACCAGCGUCAUCACCUCAACGGUGGAGGGUGUGAAGACAGAGGGUGGUGUUAGUGGAUUCUUCUCCGGUCUGGGGAAGGGUCUGGUUGGCACGGUGACCAAGCCAGUAGCCGGAGCCUUGGACUUCGCCUCUGAGACAGCCCAGACUGUCAGGGACAUGGCCAGCCUGAGCAAUCACAGGCUGAGCGUCCAGCGGGUGAGGAAGCCUCGCUGCUGCAAAGGGCCCCAGGGUCUGCUCCCUCGCUUCUCCGCCAUGCAGGCCGACGGACAGGAGCAGCUCUUCCGCCUCACCGACAACAUCCACUCUGAGUUCUUUAUCGCCGUGGAACAAAUCGACACGUACUGUGUGCUCAUCUCCUCCAAGGUGGUAUACUUCCUGAAGCCUACAGACUACGUGGACCGCGAGGCCAUUUUCUUGGAGGUCAAGUACGACGACCUCUACCACUGCCUGGUCUCCAAGGAUCACGGGAAGGUGUAUGUGCAGCUCACAAAGAAAGCAGAGAGCACCAGUAGUGGGGUGGCUAUCCCAGGCCCCUCCCACCAGAAGCCCAUGGUUCACGUGAAGAGUGAAAGCCUUGCCGUCAAGAUCUCUCAAGAAAUCAACUACGCCAAGAGUCUGUACUACGAGCAGCAGCUCAUGUUGCCGCCCAAUGAAAGCGAGGAUCACCUGCUGCUGGACGCCUAACUGACCAAUCAGCGGCAGACAGGUUUUUUUUCUGUACAGGAAGCAAUCGGUACAGGAAGCAAUGGUGGCAUUCCCUGAACGUAUCUAAUUGCUAGAAAAAUAACAUUAUAUAAGGGAGAACUGCCUAAAACUAUGAGUUAAAGUAUGAAGGGACUUCAUUUUGAAUGCAAAAUAAUGUGUUUGGUAUCAUACAAGUCCCAAGAAGCACAGCUGUGUAAUAUAAAAAUAUGCAACUAGUAUUAUUUUAUCAGGUUCUAUACAUGUAGAGCAACAUAAGAGAGGACUACAAAGAUAUUUUAUUUUACAGAGAUGUUUAUAAAACUGCUGGUUUG